Messenger RNA from Dujonia railenensis, 1281 nucleotides. The record is from the annotation of a GenBank genome assembly. NCBI's taxonomy places the organism in Eukaryota, Fungi, Ascomycota, Pichiomycetes, Serinales, Debaryomycetaceae.
AUGUCUAGAGAAGAAGAAAACCCCAACUUAGUGCAGGAGGAAGAUGAAUUUCUCAACGUUGACGAAGUAGCUGAAGAAGUCCCCGAAGCAGAAGGUCAAGAACCAGAAGAUGACGAAGAAGAUGUAGAUAUGGAUGGAGAAGGACAAUUUGAUGAUGAUGAUGAACAGCGUAUUGAAAUAGAUAUGUCUAAUAACUCAUGGACAUAUUUCGAUCAACACAAGGAUUCCAUUUUCAAAAUCUUCAGCCACCCAACUUUACCAAUGGUUGUCACUGGAGGUGGAGACAAUACCGCCUUCAUGUGGACUACUCAUACUCAACCACCAAGAUUCGUUGGUGAAUUACAGGGUCACAAGGAAUCAGUAAUUGCCGGAUCUUUCACUUGUGAUGGUUCAUAUGUCAUAACUGGAGAUAUGAACGGGUACAUACAAGUUCACAAAUCCACCAAAAACGGUCAAAAAUGGGUCAAGUUUGCUGAUUUGGAAGAAGUUGAAGAAAUUUUAUGGAUCGCCGUGCACCCAGUGUUGCCCCAAUACUUUGCAUUUGGUGCCAAUGAUGGCAGUGUGUGGUGCUAUCAAAUAGAUAGCGACAGUAAGAGCUUGGUGCAAUUAAUGACAGGAUUCCUGCAUUCAUUGGAGUGUAACGGAGGGUUGUUUGUAAACGUUAACGAGCCUGAUACUUUAUCAUUAGUCAGCAUUUCUGAAGACGGUUCCAUUGUCAAUUGGAACUGUUUCACUGGAGCAGUCAACUACAAGUUAUCACCUUUCGAUGACUUCAGAGGAGUGGAAAGCCCUUGGGUUUCCAUUGCUGCCCAUAAAAACGUUAUAGCUGUUGGUGCUCGUGAUGGACAAUUGGCAAUAAUAAAUAACGAUAACGGGAAGUUGGUACAUUCUGUGAAGACCAUUGAUAAUGUUGAAGACAUUGCGGAAUUAUCUAUUGAAGCGUUAGCUUGGUGCGAAAGUGAUCAAUAUAACUUAUUGGCUGUUGGAUUGGUGUCUGGUGAUUUGCUUUUGUUUGACUCAGCACAAUGGAGAUUAAGAAGAACCAUAAAGUUGGACGACACAAUCACUAAAUUACAGUUCCUCGACGGGAAUAGUCCAUUCUUGGUUGGUUCAAGCAUGAACGGUAAUAUUUACAAGUGGGAUGCUAGAACUGGUGAAGAAUUGUUCGUAGGUGUUGGACACAACAUGGGAGUCUUGGACUUUGCUCUCACUGAAGAUGGUAAAAAGUUGAUAACUGCGGGUGACGAAGGUGUCUCAUUAGUGUUUAACACAUCCGCAUAA